GUAUAAAAUUCACAGCUACCGUCAUUCUUACGUAAAAAAGACUGGAUGCCUAACUCGCGAGUGUGACUUCGAUCGCAUGAUCCUUAAAAUGUUACGUCUACUGAUAAUAGCAUCCUUGUGUAUCAUCAUAAGCGCCAGUCUGAUACCUAACUCUCUGUUAGACUAUCCUCGCAGCUUGCGGCGUUUGUUUGGAGCUAAGUCUGCCGUUGAGGCGAAGAAAACUGAACGCGAAGUAUGUAAGACCGAAGAAUGCAAGCUGAUCGCGCAAAUAAUUAAGGACAGCAUGGACGAGUCCGUGGACCCAUGCGAUGAUUUUUACGACUACGCCUGCGGCAAUUGGACGAAAAGCAAUCCUCCGCCGGAAAAUAGGACCGAAUGGAGCUUAUGGAAUAUGGUGUCAGAAAAAGUUGACCGUCAAAUCGAAGAAAUAAUUACAAGUGAAGUGAAACAUGACGACACUUUCUCAGUGAAACUUGCCAAGAAAUGGUACCACACUUGCUUGGAUACAGAUGCCAUAGAAAAAAGGGGAGUGGAACCACUGCUGUCCACCUUGUGGAGACACGGAGGAUGGCCACUUAUCAUGGAGAACGAAGAAUGGAAUGACGAAAUAUACAACUGGCAAAUAGUCGAUGACCAAUUUGCUCGUUUACUGGGAUUCAACGCAUUCUACGAUUUACGUUACGCUAGCUUGACGUUCGAAGGCAACAACACGAUAGUUAUUUCAACGCCACAUCUACCAGAAGGUAUCUAUAGGCUCCUUCCGGACGAGGAAAUGCCCGUUUUAGACAGCAGCGAUGAGAACAACGAAAGUGGAGAGGGCAGUCAGGAAAAAGGAAGCAGGGAAAAAGGUGAACAAAAGCAGAACGAAGAGGAGGAUAAAGAUGAAGAGGACGAGGAAGAGAACGAAUCGGACUGGAACAUUGCUGAAGAAGACGAUGAAGAAGAGACGGAGAAGGAAAAAAUCACUGUUAGGGAACACCGUGUUAAAAACAAUCACAAUAAGAAGAAGAUUAUGCACAGACUUAUGGAUAAGGAGGGAAGGGCGAGAAGAGCUAGGAGGAAUAUUACGAACAAACAUAAAGUUCGUCAUAACGCGAAAGGAAAGUUGUCAGAGCGUGGACAUUCGUCACACGACGAAUUGAUUACGAAAAGACAUAACGCGAAAGACACGACGUCGAUGGAGCAUUUAAGAGCGAAAUUAAGCCAUGAUAAGCGUGACGAGAAGAGGAUGGAAAAAGAUCACGAAGAAAAGGAAGGAUUACGCAAGAAGAAAAUAGCCUCCAGAAGGAAGAUUGCCAGGCAAUCAGAACGUAGCAGGAGGAAGCAUAAUAAGAACAGAUUAUCGAGGAAACAUACCCACGGGAAGAAAUUGCACAGAUUAUCGAGGAAACAUACCCACGGGAAGAAAUUGCACAGAACUGGAAUGAAAGCAAAGGUUCAUGCCAGUGAAAAUCAUAAGCACCAGAAAAUUGCCGAUCGCAGAAUUCAUCACGCCGCAAACAAGAUUAGCGUUUCGAAACGUAGGCAAACGUUCGACAGCGCCGAAGAUACGGAUGACAGUACGAAUACUAGCGACGACGACAACAAGGAUGAAGAUAAUGCUGAGAACGACGAAGAAAAUGACAAAGACAACGAUGAUGAAGAGAACAAUGACGACGAUGAGGAUGAGGACGAAGAGGAAACUCUUGAGGAAUUGAGAGAAAGCUACCGGGAAUACAUACUAAAUAUAUCUUUAAUACUCUCGAGGGAAAGAGGAGUUCAGGUACCAAGGGAACGAAUUGUCGAAGAUGUCAAGGACCUCGUCGAGUUUAUCAUCAAGCUGGCAGAACUUGAGGUGGACGUAGAUCCAAUGAAUACGACGCUUCAGGGACUUCAAACAUAUUACGAAGCUUUGGGUCCUGUUACGCGCACUAACAGAAUCAAUUGGGUGAGAAAAGUGGAAAAGAUAUUUUCCGAGGCAGGAGUGGAACUCGAUGACGAUGUAGAAGUUACAGUAAUGUUUCCCAAAUACAUAGAGGAACUUCAUACAUUGCUCGCAAAAACUCCGGAAAGAACGCUUGUGAAUUACGUUCACUGGUCAUUCGUUAACAAGGUUCUGUUAGCUGGACCAUCAGAAUUGAGCGAUUUGACUAAACCAUGGAAUGGACGAUGGCCAUUCGAUUCGAGAGAGGAGGCGUGCUUGACAGCAGUGCAAUUGACUAAAGUAGCAGGAUACGAAUACGUUAGGAGAUAUUUCUCAGAAGACAUAGCAAGAGCGGGUAGAGACAUGAUCGAUGACAUACAAAAGGAAGUCGAACAUCAGAUUAAAUUAUCAACGUGGAUGGACAAAGAUACCAGACACUUUGUCUUGGACAAAUUAGUGCACAUGAAGAACUGGAUUGGCUAUCCAGAUUGGUAUCGAAACGCUACGCUCGCAAAGCGCUUUUUCCAAGGGCUUACAAUUGGUACCUCAUUCUACGAAAAUUUUCUGAGCUAUAUCAGGUACACUAGAUGGAAGAACCUACGAACAAUACUGCAUGACGAGAGCAGCAGAGUGGAAGAGAUGAUGGACCCACUGGAACUGAAUGCUUUCUUCAUGCCAACAGAAAAUUCCAUAGCAAUCACCGCGGUAGAUUUCCAGAGUCCAUUCUUUGCUCAUAAUCGACCUUGGUACGUGAAUUUCGGUAUCAUUGGAUACAUUAUGGGCCACGAAGUGAAUCACGGAUUCGACGAUUUUGGUCAUCUUUACGACAAAGAUGGGAAUCAAAUGGAAUGGCUGACUGCAAUGGCACAGGCUUACGAUAAAAGGGCAAAAUGUUUCGUGGACCAAUAUAAUGGUUAUAGUAUCAUCAAGGGGGAGAAUUACACGAUCGAGAAUUACGGCAAUCAAACCUCGGGUGAAAAUAUCGCUGAUACAAUGGGCUUGCAGACUGUAUUCAGAGCUUAUAAACGAAGGGAACGAGUGUGUAAGAAGGAGGAUCCCGUUCUACCAGGGCUAGAACGAUUUAGCAAUGACCAACUUUUCUUCCUGUCAUCUGCAAACUUGUGGUGCGAAUCAAUGCCAGAUAAAGAUAUCCUAAAGUCCAUAGCCAAGUACGACGUGCACAGUACAGCACGUUUGAGAGUUAUAGGUUCGAUGUCAAAUUCCGAAGAUUUCGCCAAAGCUUUCAAGUGUCCAGCAGGUAGCCCCAUGAAUCCUGAAAACAAAUGUAACAUAUGGGAAUGACAUGAUACAUGAAUCGGCAACGUAAUUUCGAUUAAAUUAAAAAUAAAACGUAGCUAUUUGCAUGUCACCGUGAUGGAUUCAACCAUAAUAAAUUUAAUUUGCAGUUGUUCUACUCUUCCGUAA
Molecule: messenger RNA, 3328 nt
Organism: Frieseomelitta varia
Lineage: Eukaryota; Metazoa; Arthropoda; Insecta; Hymenoptera; Apidae
Product: endothelin-converting enzyme 2-like
Exons: 18
Coding region: 77-3205 (1042 amino acids)
Biological process (GO): protein processing
Cellular component (GO): plasma membrane
Molecular function (GO): metalloendopeptidase activity
Source: RefSeq, a predicted model, not a curated record